UUCUCAACAUUUCUGCAUUUGACUAUUAUUAGUCUAGAUUUCUGUGAACAUCCUGGUGUCAUUUUACAGUUUUAUAUAUCUGCCAAAUUUUAGAGAUAUAUGGAAAAUUACACACACUUAAACUUUGGCGACCUGGAAUCCGUCCAUGAGAAAGUGCCUCAUCUCCCUGAUCCCGUUACUCACGGGUUCUUCUUGCCUCCUGCCCAAAAUACUCUUCAUUUCAUGGUGUUUCCUGACAGCCUGCACAGCUCUCAUUGAACCCUGGUGGAUUUAUUCAUCCCUUACAACUCCUUUAUCUCCACUCUCAGACAUUUGUCUGUUAUUGGAGUGUUUGCCUGCCAUCAUGGCGACGGGCAGCGCGCAGACGGACGUGAAGGGCUCUCUGAACGGGAGCACGGAUUUGUAUCGCAGCUGGUUCGGUCCUACGACCCCACGACCUCCUCUACGAAAUUACCUGCUCCUGACCAUCCUAACCUGCUUCUGUCCGGCCUACCCUGUCAACAUUUUAGCCCUGGUGUUCUCUGUAAUGUCCAGAAACAGUUAUGAUCAGGGAGAUUAUGAGGGUUCGAGGCAUUUAGGGAAGAUGGCACUCUGUGUGUCCAUUGCCUCCAUCAUCAUCGGCAUCCUCAUCAUCACCAUCUUCUGCGCUGUGCAUUUCAGCACGAAAGAUGUGUAAGAUGACAGUAUUUUGUCGUGCUGUGCUCUGGGUGAAGGACGUACACUGGGUCGCUCUGUCUGUUGAACUGAACGGAUAUUUUAGUCAUGAAACCAAGAGCAGGACAGAUCCAGCACAGGACAUCAGCUCUCCUCCAUCUGCAGUCCAGCUCUUAAUGAACAUGCUUAUAGAAGAGAGAGGUAGAUGACGGGGCUUGAAAAGUUAUGCCAUUUUUGUCAAGAAAUUUUUACAAUCACAUUCAAUAUAUGCACUUUUAAACCACUGAAUAUUAUGCAUCAAUGCACAUACUGAAUAUGUAAAUAAUUUUGUAACCCAUGCAUGUCUGUUCUUUUUCUAAUUCUUUUUGUGGCAAUCCAGUGUUGAAAUGUACAGCUAGGGUUGAAUGUCACUACAAAAAUGAUUAAUAGUGACCUUAACUACUAAAUAUCAUUUCAACACAUCACACUGUUUACAGUCUUCAAGUCUUAACAGCUCUUAUAAAAUCUGUAAAAAAAAAAAAAUUAUGGAAAAUGUAAAUAUUACCAAUGUUGGUGCUUAGUAUUUUCCUCUGCCAGUAGAUCAUGAAAACAAGAAAAGGCUCUUUAAUAAAAAAUAAAAAAAAUACUGAUUCUAUAUAUUUGAGUUUAAAAUUUUCUCAGUUUUCAUGUAGGCUAGUCUGUGGAGAUGCUUAUGUGUUGUCAGAUGUUUUACAAAUUAAAAAGACACUAAUUUGGAAAUAAUGUUUUGAUGAACUUGUCCUGAUUACAUUAUAAACUUCAUUUUAAAAAAAGCACCAUUCAUACAAAACUGAAAUGUAUAAUUUUUGCACCACUAAUGCCACCGCACGAUUUUCCCACAACUAUGUGUGGGACAACAACAACAACAUGAACAACUAAAAUCAACAAUAAUAAUAGUAAUAAUAAUAAUAAUGCAACAAAUUGGCAGCAAAAGCAUGUCUCGCAUCUCAAGCAACUUCCAUACAUUAUUAUGGAUAUGGAAGUAAAAUGAAUUUCACUUAUCAGUCUUAAACUUAUGUAAGAAAUAAAAUCACUACAGAAGUGAGAAAUGAUAGCGUCAUACUGAGAUUGAAGCUAUUGCCCCUCAUUUAUUUUUCUAUCUCCCCCAACCCGCUUAAUCUUCAGGCCAGAGAGCUGGUGUAUUUGGAGAUGUACCUUCAGCCCUCAUUUGUGCUAUAUAUAGUGUUGGGUCUCAAUCCCGCGGUGGUGUCAGGGGCCUCUUGUUAUCCCAGCAUGUUCAGGCCAGCGGGGUCACAUGACAUAGGAUAGCUGGUUCAGCACUGCCUGUGCUGAAAAACACAAGAAUGUCCCCACGCUCCUGGGAAACAGCCCAGUAAACAGGCUGAGUUAGAAUGUGAAAUGUGUUAUGGGACAUCAGGGGCGUUUCUAGCCUUUCAUAAGUACUGGGGCGCAGAACCCCUAUCAACAAGUGUCCCCAUGUUUUCAUACUCUUUCAUGAUACUGUUUUGGAUAUAUUCCUCCCUCUUCUAGCUUAAACUAUUCUGGACAAUGUUUGAAACUUUGUAUUGCUAGUACAUCUUGUGUUAUAGACCUUAAAGGGAUAGUUCACCCAAAAAUAACGUACUCACCCUCAA
Sinocyclocheilus anshuiensis is the source of this 2267-nucleotide messenger RNA. Its product is annotated as transmembrane protein 233-like. The coding region runs from base 146 to 676 and encodes 176 amino acids. Lineage: Eukaryota; Metazoa; Chordata; Actinopteri; Cypriniformes; Cyprinidae. The record is from RefSeq and is a predicted model, not a curated record. The transcript has 3 exons. Gene Ontology annotation, cellular component: membrane.